This is a messenger RNA of Drosophila miranda, 2257 nucleotides long. RefSeq lists its product as uncharacterized. Gene Ontology annotation, molecular function: protein binding. Bases 1117 to 1884 code for a protein of 255 amino acids. The transcript has 2 exons. The record is from RefSeq and is a predicted model, not a curated record. Lineage: Eukaryota; Metazoa; Arthropoda; Insecta; Diptera; Drosophilidae.
CGUGCCAGAGCGCACACAUGCCCAUACCAUAUCGAUGUUCGGAUGAUUCCGGUUCCCUUUGCGCCCACAACUCGUGGAGAGGCCAUGGCUUGGUGGCAGCGGACCAAUAAGAUCGAUCGGUUCCAGUGGGCGGAGCCAGAGCCCACAUAUACGUGUCGCCGAUGCUGGGUGUCUCUGUUGCGCGCACGAGGAAUGCGCCGUGCCUAAUUGGCCUGGGAUUGAGCGAUCUCCGUGAACUCCCUGAGCUCCAUGAUGUCUGGGACUUGUUCCGUUGUUAAUAAAGUGGGUAACGGUGCCGCCGGGUGCCGUGUGCCGUGAGCCGGGCGGCUCCUUGUGCAGGUCAUAAAUCCAACCGCAUUCCCAAAAGUAAAAACCUCUGAAAACAUAGCAUAAACAAAUCGUCGGAAUGCAUUGCACGCUCCAUAAAACUUUUGUGUGUUGUGUGCCAUUAAAUUAUCGCAAGUAAACAUUCGGGAACUCCGCUCUCGCUGGGAAAUAAAAAAUAAAGUGAAAAUGUGAAAAUUGCGAAGUGGAAAUCGUGUUAUUAAUGGAAGUGCUCCCGUGACUACGUAACCUAGCAUACUUUCAAGCGCUGAAUCCACUCCCCCAGUGGGUGAGAAUUGGUGCCCCAUCACCCCCUAGUACCGCCAGCCCACAAAUUGACCCCGAAAAAUCGGAUAUGCAAAUGCAAUCAUAGGAACAAAAAGGGAAAAUGUAAAUGAAAACGGGAGCCAAACUUGGGGAAUGGUGACAUUUUCAAUGCUCUUUGACGAAUGUUAAUAAAGAUAGAUAGAGGCUAAGAAGUAUGCAAAAAUAUGAAUCACAUAGGAUAUACACAACUUUAAACGAGACCCAAGAUAACACCCAUAUUCAUACAACUCUUACGAAUCAAAAGUUGACUCUUCCCCACACCCAUCGACCAUUCAGUAGACCCUUCAUAGUGUAGGGAAUAUAAUAAAUGGAAAAGGAAAAACAUACAAAACGCAACCAAACAAAGUAAACAGACACGAACCGUGUACGAGUGCACACUCCUGGUCGAUGGGUAAACCGCAAUCAAAGCGCUCUGAGGCAACUUAAUUUGGGUUAGGCCAGGAACAGUACGUGCCAUCCGCUUGGAUGGAGUCGUUGUCGUUGCCAUCAUUGUCCUCGAUGUCGAUGCCAUCGCCAAUGGAGAGCCUGACCAUUUGUGAGCCAAGAUGUGAGCAGGAUGAGGAGGAGCAGGAGUUUAGCUUCCGCUAUCCAAGCUAUAUGUUCCCCGAUGUGGACUACGACAAGGACGAUAUACCCUUGCCAUUCAAGGCCACGCCGGACUCGCUCUUUAACCUUUGUGCUGCUGUCGUGGAUGCCCAGGGCCGCACGGAGGUGUUCAAGUGGAGCAUCAAUGACGUGGCCGAUUGGCUGCGCGACUUUGGGUAUCCUGAAUACGAACAAACUUUCAAAGAGAACUACAUCGAUGGGCACAAGUUGCUCAACCUCGAUGCCAUAUCCUUGGUGGCUCUAAAUGUACGUAACUUUGAGCACAUCCGUCACCUGGGACGUGGCAUUCGAGCCCUCUAUCGCAAGGAGCUCCAGACAGCCACGGAGACAAAGCAGCACAGUGAGGUCUACAAGACCUUUAAGGCACGCACGGGCAGGAGCUACGAAGGAUUGCGCGAAACGGAGCUUCUGGGACGGAUGCACAUGAUCCGCUCUGUCUUCCGGGACGUCAACGAUUGGGAUAUGAUGGAGCUGCAUAUGGCUCGGGCACCAAUUAGACGGUAUCGCGAGGUGCUUGCCAACUCUAGGCGCUACAAUCUCUACGGACCGUCGACGGCACGCAGAGAGCCUAUUAUCAUGGAUGAUGUGGAUACCACAUCUUGGUUUGAUUUUGGCGAUUGCUAUUAGGUUUUUAGUUGAUUGAAAUAUGCACAAAGGAAGAUAUGGCUAUAAAAUAUAACUAAUUCUAAAGAUUUAUUGAACUAUCGACGAUAUUAAGACCCUAUAAAUGAAAUGCUAGUGAAGUCUCUUUGAAAGACAGGUAGUCCUUUUAAUCGCUUUAUAGUAUUUCCUCCUUGCGUGACGCGCAAGGGAAUAUACAUAUAAGACCUUCUACAUUGAAGCGUUAAUUAGAAGAAACACCUGGCAUGGGACCACCGACGAAAGCAUCCAUUUAAGAACAUAAAGUAGAUCAUUACUAUAUCUUGCAAAACUGAACACAUAAAUGUAAAAUUGUCUAUUUUUUCUGUCCUCAAACAAUGCCUUGCUAAUAUACUCAUGU